AGCCGGAGCCGGAGCGGAGCCGGAGCGGAGCCGGAGCAGCGCAGCGGGGCGAGCGGGCAGCCGGAGAGCCGGAGAGCCGGAGAGCCGGAGAGCGAGCGGGCCAGCGCGGGCGGCGGGCGGCGGGCGGCGGCAAGUCACCGUCCAAUGCGCGGCCGCUGUCCCCGCAGCGCCCAGUCCGGCCCGGCGAGUCAUGGCGACCGCAGCGUCUAACCACUACAGCCUGCUGGGCUCGGGCGCCUCCAUCGUGCACGCCGAGCCGCCGGGCGGCAUGCAGCAGGGCGCGGGCGGCUACCGCGACGCGCAGAGCCUGGUGCCCGGCGACUACGGCUCGCUGCCCAGCAACGGGCACCCGCUCAGCCACGCGCACCAGUGGAUCGCCGCGCUGUCCCACGGCGGCGGCGGCGGCGGGGGCGGCGGCGGGGGCGGCGGCGGCGGGGGCGGCGGCGGGGGCGGCGGCGGGGGCGGCGGCGGCGACGGGUCCCCGUGGUCCGCCAGCCCGCUGGGCCAGCCCGACAUCAAGCCCGCCGUGGUGGUGGCGCAGGGCGGGCGCGGCGAGGAGCUGCACGGCCCGCCGGGCGCCCUGCAGACGCAGCACCCGCCGCCGCCGCCGCCCCCGCCGCAGCCGCAGCCGCCGCCCCCGCCGCCCCCGCAGCCGCCGCGGCCGCCGCACCUGGUGCACCACGCGGCCAACCACCACCCGGGGCCCGGCGCCUGGCGCAGCGCGGCGGCCGCGGCGCACCUGCCGCCCGCCAUGGGCGCGUCCAACGGCGCCCUGCUCUACUCGCAGCCCGGCUUCUCCGUGAACGGCAUGCUGGGCGCCGCCGGGCAGCCGGCCGGGCUGCACCACCACGGCCUGCGGGACGCGCACGACGAGCCGCACCACGCCGAGCACCACGCGCACCCGCACCCGCACCCGCACCCGCAGGGCCCGCCGCCGCAGGGCCCGCCGCCGCAGGGCCCGCCGCCCGGCCACCCCGGCGCGCACCACGACCCGCACUCGGACGAGGACACGCCGACCUCGGACGACCUGGAGCAGUUCGCCAAGCAGUUCAAGCAGCGGCGCAUCAAACUGGGAUUUACCCAAGCGGACGUGGGGCUGGCGCUGGGCACCCUGUACGGCAACGUGUUCUCGCAGACCACCAUCUGCAGGUUCGAGGCCCUGCAGCUGAGCUUCAAGAACAUGUGCAAACUCAAGCCUCUGUUGAACAAGUGGCUGGAGGAGGCGGACUCGUCCUCCGGCAGCCCCACCAGCAUAGACAAGAUCGCAGCGCAGGGGCGCAAGCGGAAAAAGCGGACCUCCAUCGAGGUGAGCGUCAAGGGGGCCCUGGAGAGCCACUUCCUCAAGUGCCCCAAACCCUCGGCCCAGGAGAUCACCUCCCUGGCGGACAGCUUGCAGCUGGAGAAGGAGGUGGUGAGAGUUUGGUUUUGUAACAGGAGACAGAAAGAGAAAAGGAUGACCCCUCCCGGAGGGACUCUGCCGGGCGCCGAGGACGUGUACGGGGGCAGCAGGGACACGCCGCCGCACCACGGGGUGCAGACGCCCGUGCAGUGAACUGG
Messenger RNA from Erinaceus europaeus (western European hedgehog), 1557 nucleotides. It is a transcript of the gene POU3F2, whose product is annotated as POU class 3 homeobox 2. Gene Ontology annotation, biological process: brain development; regulation of transcription by RNA polymerase II. The record is from RefSeq and is a predicted model, not a curated record. NCBI's taxonomy places the organism in Eukaryota, Metazoa, Chordata, Mammalia, Eulipotyphla, Erinaceidae. The transcript has a single exon. Gene Ontology annotation, molecular function: DNA-binding transcription factor activity, RNA polymerase II-specific; RNA polymerase II cis-regulatory region sequence-specific DNA binding. Gene Ontology annotation, cellular component: nucleus. Bases 191 to 1552 code for a protein of 453 amino acids.